AUGCAAAGUCAAGCACAAAAUCUGUUUUGGCGAACAUCAACAACGAAUAGUUUUCGUCGAUUUCUUGUUCUCUUACGCGGCACAACUCAAAGUAAUAGAUUGCAAUCAGCACUACAAACAAUGAAAAUGCAUUUACUGUAUGUAUAUCCGAAUGGUUUAAUCGAUCCAUAUCCGUUGGAUACAAUUUGGGCUUUAAAUCGUUCCACAGAAUGUUAUUGUGAUUCUACAUCAAGUUGUUCGUUGCCAUCUGGCUUUUUUAGUCGCUUCGCUUACGAAAGUGAGGGAUACUUUACAUUGCCUCGUUCAUUUCUGGCAAAAGUACCUGGAUUUGUGGCCGCAUGUUAUGCCCUUGAAUCAGUAUAUCAAUCAAAGCUCGAAUGUUUCUUCAAUUCAACAUGUCUCAAUGUUGUUCUCAGAUAUUUUCCAUUAAGUAACAACACACCUAUCGAUAUUCUUGACAGUAAUCAAACACAAUACGCACCAAACACAACUAUUGGAACACUUAUCGACAACCUUUUUAUUGAAAACUGGUCUUCAAAUAGUUCAUUCUCAGCCUACUACUUACAAUGUGCUCCAAUUUCAUGCACAUAUAAAUUCACAGAAAAAAACAGUGCUCUAUAUGUGCUGACUACAUUGUUAGGUCUCUAUGGUGGACUUGUAACUGUGCUUCGUUUAUGUGUACCCCUCGUGGUUGGAUGGUGGCGAAAACGUAACCUUCAAACAGAUCCCAAUCCACGUAAGUUUUUUUUAUUGCGUGUAACAGAGUAUAAAACCAUCUAUCACUCUCUUAGCUAUUGGUCUUAUCGAGCGCUCUCGAACAGUCUGGCAAUGGAUUCGGGAUCAACUGAACGAGUUGAAUUUGUUCGAUUCAGCUGCUGCACGCACUGGUCCUUUCGAAUUGGAAACCGCAAAAAUAUCUACUCGCGUCUAUAUUUUUCUCACACUUCUGUCCAUGGCCAUUAUUGCUAUAUAUACAAUGUCAUCUUAUCAAACUCAAGUUGUUACUAUUCAAAAACUAUCUCGAAUGACCUUUGAACAUUUGUACAACAAAUAUCAAAGCACGCUUCAAUGUCCAUGUAGUCAUAUUGCCAUUCCAUACAAAUCAUUCACUUUAUUAUCUCCUGAACUUCAUCCAUUAUGCUCGAGCUUGUUCGUAUCCAAGGCGUGGAGUGCUUCUAUAUCGAGUCUGAAUAUUGUUGACUCAUUAUUUGAUAUUAUAGACUUUCGAGUAGCUGGUGUAACAUUUUUCAACACUCUGACCACUUUAUGUUCUCUCUCACAAACGACUGUGAACAAUAGUUGGUACAUUUUUAGUCAAAAUUCAUUCGUUACCGAUCUAGUAUUGUCCGAAUUUGAAUUCAAAACUCGUACAGAAAUUACACUCGAACAAUUUAAAAAGAAUACAAUAGCCGAAUUCAAACAUAUUCUAUCACUCAUUGAAGCACACACAAGGACUUUGUAUGCUACAGGAUAUGAAAACGUGUUAUUGGACAAUAAUCGGUCCGCAAAUACUACUACGCCGAUUGAUUUUGGCUGGAUGCCAUCAGCAUCGACUACAUGUUCUUGCGGAAUCGAAGAUGAAUGUCGAGAUGAAAUAGCUUUUUUUAAUUAUACAAAUAAUACUAUCUAUAAUCCAUACUACUUGAAAUUCACUCUUCCAAAUAUUUUCGCAGGCUGUUUCGUCAUUACAUCCGUUUAUCAAUCUACACUCGAAUGCUUUUUCAAUCAAACAUGUUUGGAUCUUAUACAAAGCGAGAUUAAAUCGAGUAAAUCCAUCAAUAUAUCUAUUCUCCAGACAAAUGCUACUCAAUUUUCACCUCAAACUCCCAUUGGAACCAUAAUAGAUCAUCUCAUGGUUGAAACAUGGAAUGAAAAUAGUCAAUACAACGCAUACUACGAGCAAUGUGCACCCGAACAAUGCACAUAUAUAUUUACGUCGCGCAAUAAUCUAUUGCAAAUAGUCACAACAAUUGUUGGCUUGUUCGGUGGACUCUCAGUCGCGCUAAAAAUCAUUACUCCUCCCAUCGUCUCGUUGAUACGGGAUCGAAUCCGUCGAAGGAUCGAAACAAACAAUGCAACAGGCAAGUAGUGUUGUGUCUAAUAGUACUCAAUUUGACUUUUAUAUUUUUGUAUGAUAGU
Messenger RNA from Rotaria sp. Silwood1, 2139 nucleotides. The record is from the annotation of a GenBank genome assembly. Lineage: Eukaryota; Metazoa; Rotifera; Eurotatoria; Philodinida; Philodinidae.